Messenger RNA from Onychomys torridus (southern grasshopper mouse), 3902 nucleotides. It is a transcript of the gene Gabra4, whose product is annotated as gamma-aminobutyric acid type A receptor subunit alpha4. Gene Ontology annotation, cellular component: synapse; neuron projection; dendrite membrane. Gene Ontology annotation, biological process: chloride transport; signal transduction; synaptic transmission, GABAergic. Bases 477 to 2132 code for a protein of 551 amino acids. NCBI's taxonomy places the organism in Eukaryota, Metazoa, Chordata, Mammalia, Rodentia, Cricetidae. The record is from RefSeq and is a predicted model, not a curated record. The transcript is spliced from 9 exons. Gene Ontology annotation, molecular function: inhibitory extracellular ligand-gated monoatomic ion channel activity; GABA-gated chloride ion channel activity; benzodiazepine receptor activity.
AGGAGCUCCUUUGUUACCAGCCAAAACCCUGGUGAAAGGAAUGGGAUUAGGGAGAGAAGUCCGCCCGGUCCUGUGGCAAGGGACCCACUUGGGGUUAUGGGAUCGCUGACCCGGAGCAGGGACGAACGACCGUGGGUCGUGUCCCCAGAGUUACAGGUUGGAACAAACUUGCCUAGCUUCGCGUGGCAGGAGCUCCCAAGUUCACGGGUGAGCAGAGCGUGCAGGAGCGACAAGGUGCGGCGCUGAGCCCAGGCUCGGCUCGAACUGGGCGAGGGAGGGGGCGGGCGCGCAGGUCCCGCCUCCCCUGGCCGCGUGCACACACACGCCCACCGCGGCUGGGCUGGCGGAGCGCGGGCGAGUGUGAGCGCGAGUGUGCGCACGCCGCGGGAGCCACUCUGCCCUCUCCUCGCACCCUGCACAGGGCAUCUCGAGAGCCUGGAAACGUGAACAGGCUUAAAGUAUGGCAUGUUGCGAAGAUGGUUUCUGUCCAGAAGGUACCCGCGAUCGCGCUGUGCUCCGGGGUCAGCCUUGCCCUCCUGCACUUCCUGUGCCUGGCGGCUUGUUUAAACGAAUCCCCAGGACAGAACUCAAAGGACGAGAAAUUGUGCCCGGAAAAUUUUACCCGUAUCCUGGACAGUUUGCUGGAUGGUUAUGACAACAGGCUGCGUCCUGGAUUUGGGGGUCCUGUUACAGAAGUGAAAACUGACAUAUAUGUCACCAGCUUUGGACCCGUUUCUGAUGUCGAAAUGGAAUAUACAAUGGAUGUGUUCUUCAGACAGACGUGGAUUGACAAAAGACUGAAAUACGAUGGCCCCAUUGAAAUUUUGAGGUUGAACAAUAUGAUGGUUACCAAAGUUUGGACCCCUGAUACUUUCUUCAGGAAUGGAAAGAAAUCUGUCUCACAUAACAUGACAGCUCCCAAUAAGCUUUUUAGAAUUAUGAGAAAUGGCACUAUUUUAUACACAAUGAGACUCACCAUAAGUGCGGAGUGUCCCAUGAGACUGGUGGAUUUUCCUAUGGAUGGUCAUGCCUGCCCUUUGAAAUUUGGGAGUUAUGCAUAUCCCAAGAGUGAGAUGAUCUAUACCUGGACCAAAGGCCCCGAGAAGUCAGUGGAGGUGCCAAAGGAGUCUUCUAGCUUAGUUCAAUAUGACCUAAUUGGGCAGACUGUAUCAAGUGAAACUAUCAAAUCUAUUACAGGUGAAUACAUUGUUAUGACAGUUUACUUCCACCUCAGACGGAAGAUGGGCUAUUUUAUGAUUCAGACAUAUAUCCCAUGCAUUAUGACAGUGAUUCUUUCUCAAGUUUCCUUCUGGAUAAAUAAGGAGUCUGUUCCAGCUAGAACUGUAUUUGGAAUAACCACAGUCCUCACGAUGACCACCCUAAGCAUCAGUGCCCGGCAUUCGUUGCCCAAAGUAUCCUAUGCGACUGCCAUGGAUUGGUUCAUAGCUGUCUGCUUUGCUUUUGUAUUUUCGGCUCUUAUUGAGUUUGCUGCUGUCAACUAUUUCACCAACAUUCAAAUGCAGAAAGCCAAAAAGAAGGUAUCGAAGCCUCCUCCAGAAAUUCCUUCUGCUCCAGUGCUGAAAGAGAAUCAUCCAGAAGCUUCUCUCCAGAAUACACACGCCAAUUUGAACAUGAGGAAGAGAACAAAUGCCUUGGUCCACUCAGAAUCUGACAUCAACAGCAGAACUGAGGUGGGAAACCACUCCAGUAAGAGCGCCACAGCCCAAGAGUCUUCUGAAGCUGCACCUAAGGAGUACUUAGCCUCCAGUCCAAAUCCCUUCAGCAGGGCAAAUGCUGCUGAGACAAUAUCCGCCGCAAGAGGUCUUUCAUCUGUACCUUCUCCUACGCCUUGUGUCACUUCGAGACCAGCUUCUUUGGGGUCGACUUCUACUCGCCCUGCCUUUGGGUCUAGACUUGGGCGAAUUAAGACCACAGUUAAUACCACAGGGGCACCCGGGACUGUGUCAGCCGCACCCCCUCCCUCUGCUCCACCACCUUCCGGAUCUGGUACGAGUAAAAUAGACAAAUACGCUCGUAUUCUCUUUCCAGUCACAUUCGGGGCAUUUAACAUGGUCUACUGGGUCGUUUAUUUAUCUAAGGACACCAUGGAGAAAUCCGAAAGUCUAAUGUGAUUUUGUUGCUAUAGCAAUCUCAUAAAAGACAAUGGAAAUCCAGACUGUCUUUUUAAAUGUUUUUAAAGAUAAGUAUUCUUUACUAAAAUAAAAAUUCUAUGUAAUUUUUGAAUUUAAAAAUACAAGCCAGGGAGAUAGAGAGGGAGUUAAUCAAUUCCUCAGUGGCCAGAAAGUGAACCAUCUUUCCUUAUAGAAAGAAAAUUUUAAAGGAAUCUGUUCAGUAUUCACAUUGGAUGGAAUGCAGACCGUUAUGGAAAGUUGGAACAAGAGAAAUAGGGCCAGAAGAGAUAUGUGAUGCAUUUUUUUGCAUUGAAAUUUGAAAAAAAAAAAAAAGAGACUGUGAUAUUUUUAAAUACACCCCAUGAAAUCAAACAGUCACUGAAAAUUUCCCAUUGGCACUGCCCUUAACCAGAAUUGUGUACUGUAAGUUAUGAGCAGUGACCUUUGCAGUUCCUCUUAGUACCUUCAAGAAAAUAGUUUUUCUGUUAAACAAAAACACUGCGAAGAGGAAAAUGGAACCAAACAAACACUGAUCAAUACAGUGAAGCCUCUGCUGCAUCAAUAACAGACACCGACCAGGGCAAAUGUGUUUUCGGGCACAUAUUGGUCAAAAAAAAAAAAAAUACUUAAAACAGUUGACUUGAAAUGUUGUGCUCUGAGCCAAAGUUAAAUUUGUUGUAUAAAUUCUUUUUUCAUAGUAUCUCAUUCAGUUAUGUACUGUAUGCAUUUACUACAUAGUUCCUCAGAGCCUGGAGCCUACUGUGUUCUAGGUGCUGUUUAGAGACAGUUUUCUAGGGAAGUCCUUUCACCUUUACAGCAAUCCUUCAGUAGUAGAACAGUCAGUGCAUGUUAAAGAACCAUAAUUUAACUGAGGACAUUCUGUUCUGUAAUGAAGGCAAUUUAGUUAGGGUCUGCCAAUGCAGCCAAUAUAUUUGUUUCUCCUGCACUGACAGAGGAAAACAAAUGCAUUUGUUCCUAUAGCCACUUUGAGAUAAGUACAUGUUAGUAUAAUCUUGAUGAUUGGUCCUCAAACUAUAAUGAAAUUAUGAUAGAGAUUGUUCUAUAGGUGAAAAGCAUCAUAUACCUGAAACAUAAACAUCUGGGCACUAGAAAACCUAACAGAUGACCUGUGUCAACUUUGAUGCAAGUCACAUUGCAUAGUUUUCCCACCAGACCAGAAUCAAAUCAAAGUCCACACAGGCCUUUUGUAUACUUACUCCAGUAGAGAGCAAUAUUAGCUGCCAAAAUGUUAACGCUCUUGCAAGCUUUUGUGCUCAUAAUGUCUGUAUGUCUGGCAUGUUUUGUAUUUGUUUUCUGAGAGUUUGAUAAGGUUUUAUAAUUAAGGUACUUUAACAAUUAAAGGAGCAGUUAGAGAAAGAAAGGAAUAUAAAUAUCAUAGCCUUGGAUGGAUGUCAGUGACUGUUAGGCAGUGUAUUUAGAUUUCCGAGUACUGACUUUGCCUUUUUACUACAUAGGCCUAAUAGCCUAAUGAAUCUCUUGCAGCUCUUUCUAAAUUGCUCAAUCCUGGUUGAUCUUUUUGUUGUUUUACUUCCUGAUUUUUUUCUUGUAUUUCUACCUGUUUUUGGUAUCUGUAAAUGAAAAUGUUUUGAGUUGGGGGAAAACAUUUGAUAGAAAUGGACAUCUUAUAGCAGAAUCUCUUAUUUUCUGGGGAAAAUUAUACUGAUUAAUAUGAACUUUUGAGUUAGUACAUUGCUUUGUAACGGUUGCCCAUGAAACUUAUAAAAUUUGAAAAUGUCAGAUUUUAAUUGA